GGCUCCCGCAAGUACAGGUACCAAACUGGCUGGCUCACCAAUUCCUGCAACAAGCAACAGGCCCUCCACCACCACCACUGGGCAGAGACCAGGGCAGGAACAGACCCCAACGCAACCGAUCAUGGCACCCAGACCCAACAAGACUGGAAGAAUAACUGCCGCAGCACGACACAGAG
Molecule: messenger RNA, 176 nt
Organism: Pelobates cultripes (western spadefoot toad)
Lineage: Eukaryota; Metazoa; Chordata; Amphibia; Anura; Pelobatidae
Source: the annotation of a GenBank genome assembly